AUGAAACCAACGAUCGCCGUAAAGUUGUUCCCCAUUUUGCUGGUGCAGGCAGCACUGGCAUCUCAACAUUCAUCGGACUCCAGCAGCUGGAACUUUACGCUGGAAUCCGUACCCUCCAACGUGCUGAUCCUCUGCGGCGUCGUCGUGAUCACGGUCACUUGGAUAGGCUGCGCCUUCUUCAUGGCCAAUCGCCACCAGAAGGCGGUCCAGUACCUCCAGGACCAACUGGACGAGCUGUGGCUGCUGCAGGCGAAGCCCUCCGUGUGGCCACAUGCUCCCUUCAUCCCGAAUCCCCGGGAGCAGAAUCCGCCGGAGUACAUUCCGCCCAGGAAUCCGGAGGAGCAGGAGGAGUUGGACAUUGCGGCGCGGGAGAGGGCCGAAAAGGCCAGGGCAUUUCUGGAGGCCAGAAACUCCAAAGCUAAAAAGUGAGAUAAAACCCAUUUCCUUUAGGUGGAAUUAAGAGGAAUUAUGAAUCAAAGGAAUGUUUUCUUUACCAACUUGCAUAUAUAUUAAAAAGCUAAUUUCAAACCAUGAAACAGAGAUAAAGAGUAAGAUAAAACCAAUUUUUUUAAAGUGGAAUUAA
Drosophila santomea is the source of this 583-nucleotide messenger RNA. RefSeq lists its product as uncharacterized. The coding region runs from base 1 to 429 and encodes 142 amino acids. Lineage: Eukaryota; Metazoa; Arthropoda; Insecta; Diptera; Drosophilidae. The transcript has a single exon. The record is from RefSeq and is a predicted model, not a curated record.